AGCUGUCAUAGUGACUAUGUUUGACAGUACAUUUUGCUCUUAGGAGGAUAGUUGUUGUCAUGGUUACCAAGUCAGACCAUGGUUAGAUCUACAAUAUCAAGCACUUCAUCAAGAAAUGUCAUUGAUCAGAAAAACGUGGUAUUUUUCACGAUAAAAACAGACAAUGUGCGAGUGUCUGCCGAUGCCGUGUGCCGAAUAACGGGAACAAAGAAUGGAUCAUGCAAGAUUGUAGCAGCAACCUUGUCGGGGAGCGGAGAGUACCUAGUAUCACUAACAACAUCUGGAGCACUCCUUGACAAGAUCAGAAAACUGGUGAUAUCAGAAUCUCACGUGCUCAGUAACCUUAACGUUACUUCUGUACAGAUACAAGAAAAUGAUCCUGUUGCACUACAAAAACUGAUUAAAGAUAACACUCCUAAAAGGAGUUUCUGGAAGGGUCGCUCCAGUAAAUUAGAAAUCACAAUGGUUGACACAGAAACAACACCAGUUCCAGAAGUUGCUGAAACUACCAAAGCCCAGGUUGAAGAACCAGUUGCUGAACCUGUAGUUAAUGGGGAUCACGUUGAAUCAGAAGAGGAGAAGUUAUCUGAAUCUGAAGAGAAAGAUAGUGCUGUGAAGGAGAGCGUGCCCGUUGAAGAAGCAGCCCCCGCAGAAGAAGCCGCUCCAGUAGAAGAAGCCGCUCCAGUAGAAGAAGCCGCUCCAGUAGAAGAAGCCGCUCCAGUAGAAGAAGCGGCACCUGUAGAAGAAGCCGCUCCAGUAGAAGAAGCAGCUCCAGUAGAAGAAGUAGCACCUGUAGAAGAAGCCGCUCCAGUAGAAGAAGCAACUCCCGCUGUUGUGGAAGAAACGCCAUCACCAGUGGAAGAGCCUGAAAUUGCAUCUAAAGAAGAAGAUCCAGUUCCUGAAGAACCGGCAUCCGCAGAAGAACCUGUAGUAGAAGAACCUGCAGUAGAAGAACCUGUAGUUGACGAACCCGCAGUCACUAAAGAACCUGCAGCCAUUGUAGAACCUGCAGCCGUCGAGGAACCUGCAGCUGUUGAAGAAACUGCAGCUGUUGAAGAACCUGCAGCUGUUGAGGAACCUGCAGCCGUCGAGGCACCUGCAGCUGUCGAGGAACCCGCAGCCGUCGAAGAACCAGCAGCCGUUGAGAAACCUGCAGCUGUCGAGGAACCUGCAGCUGUUGAGGCACCUGCAGCCGUCGAGGAACCUGCAGCUGUUGAAGAACCUGCAGCCGUCGAAGAACCAGCAGCUGUUGAAGAACCUGCAGCUGUUGAAGAACCUGCAGCUGUUGAAGAACCGGCAGCUGUUGAAGAACCUGCAGCUGUUGAAGAACCGGCAGCCGUUGAAGAACCGGCAGCCGUUGUAGAACCUGCAACUGUUGAGGAACCUGCAGCUGUUGAGGAACCUGCAGCCGUCGAGGAACCAGCAGCCGUUGAGGAACCUGCAGCUGUCGAGGAACCCGCAGCCGUUGAGGAACCAGCAGCCGUCGAAGAACCUGCAGCUGUUGAAAAACCGGCAGCCGUUGAAGAACCUGCAGCUGUUGAGGAACCUGCAGCCGUUGAAGAACCUGCAGCCGUUGAAGAACCUGCAGCCGUUGAAGAACCUGCAGCCGUUGAAGAACCUGCAGCCGUUGAAGAACCUGCAGCCGUUGAAGAACCUGCAGCCGUCGAGGAACCCGCAGCUGUCGAGGAAGAUGCAGCUGUCCAAGAACCUGCAGCCGUUGAAGAACCGGUAGAUGCCUCCGUAGCAGCAGAAGUGGCUGCAGCUGCCGCCAUAGUCGAGGAGGCGUUCAACAAGGAGGAGUCUCUGGAAGCCCCGGCAGAAGAAGCUGCACCUGAUGCUGCACCCUGCUGCUGAAGAGGCACCUGCUGAGGUAGCUGCCGAGGAAGAAACACCCAAAGAAGAAGAAAAGAAGCCAGAGUGUGAAACUCCUUCAAAAAAGAAGGGUCUUAUGUCCAAGCUGGGUCUGAAGUUCCCGAAGAAGAGAAGAAGGAAGUAGCUGCGGAGGAAGAGAAACCAGCCGAAGAGGAGGCAGCCGUUGAGGAGGAGGC
This is a messenger RNA of Bolinopsis microptera, 2048 nucleotides long. Its product is annotated as cell surface glycoprotein 1-like. The transcript has 9 exons. Lineage: Eukaryota; Metazoa; Ctenophora; Tentaculata; Lobata; Bolinopsidae. The coding region runs from base 79 to 1854 and encodes 591 amino acids. The record is from RefSeq and is a predicted model, not a curated record.